Messenger RNA from Ciona intestinalis (vase tunicate), 721 nucleotides. NCBI's taxonomy places the organism in Eukaryota, Metazoa, Chordata, Ascidiacea, Phlebobranchia, Cionidae. The record is from RefSeq and is a predicted model, not a curated record.
GAUGACGUUGUUUACCCUAGCCCACGGGAGGCGCCAGCUACAAGUAAGAUGAAAGAUGGAUUCACACAAGACAAUAAUAACGACUUGGUUGCAGAAAGUGAUUUCCUUCAACGUAACUUACGUCUCUCGCCAACCGCUAGUUCUAAACUUAGUUGGAAGAUUGAAAACACUUCAAAUAUCACAACCGCAUUCUUCACUGUCUGUUGUGGUGCCAGCUUCAUACGAAGAACCCCCGUCCCUUCCCACCAGCCCUCUACCGCCAACUACCGACCCUAUUAUCCCGGAAACGGAAAUGGGAAGCGGGGCAACAAAGUUUCUCACUGAAUCGAAACGUAAUGACGUCACGGCAUCGAGCAACGGCCAGAGUAUGACGUCACAGGAGACUGAUAUACAAUGCGUUGUCGAAAUGACAGAUGGAAAAAAGAAACCGGCGGCUAUUGAUUUCGGGGUCGCAGAUGUUUCAUCUGGACAACAGAAAUCAACAGAUACAAUUAUAUGCAAUUAUCAGGCAGAAGCGGAGGCAAAGAGACUUGAGUUAAAGACGUUACUGUUGGAAUAUGAACAACUAGUCGUUGAGGUUCAGCGACUUGAACUCUACAAGUUAAACAACCGGCAUCGACCGUAGCUGCAUACACGCAUAAUAUGUUCAAUGGGCGUAUUUCGAAUAUACAAACUGGUGCAGGAAUCCGACUGUUCUACAUUUGAAAAACUCAAUCGUUAU